AUCUGCAACUAGCAGUCAGGGUCAGCAUAGGGGAGCACAUGUAUGUACUCGUAAACCCAGGCAAUGCAUUAAAUGGGAUUAACAGCUUCAUUGUCGAACACAAUCAAAAGGGAUGAUGCCGGCCCUGAUACCAGUGCCACAGCCUUCCUACUCCCAGGCCAGGGAGAACUUUGUGAAGGCUAUCCCACCCAAGCUCCUCUGUCUGCUGGCCUGUGGAGGAGCAGACUGCCGCUAUGAAGGACCAGAGUGUUGGAAAUUAAAUCAACAGGCUGUCCGAGGCCUUUUCUCCUCCUGGGUGACGGAUGACAUUAUUGCCAUGGCCCGACCAGCCAGUCAUCUAAUUGAGAAGUACAACAUCAUUGAACAAUUUCAAAGGUUGAACAUCCGAUCAAUCAUCAACAUGCAGCUCCCUGGAGAGCAUGCACACUGUGGACCUCCUCUAGACCCUGGCAGUGGCUUCACCUACUCUCCACAGAUCUUCAUGGACAACGACAUUUACUUCUACAACUUUGGGAUGCAAGAUUUUGGUGUGUCCUCCCUCGUCAGUAUGAUUGAUGGGGUGAAGGUGUUGGCCUUUGCAGUGAGGGAAGGAAGGGUGGCUGUACACUGCCAUGCAGGCCUGGGCAGGACAGGUGUCCUGAUAGCCUGUUACCUGAUUUACACCCUGCGCAUCAGCCCGAGUGAGGCCGUCCACUACGUGAGGAUUAAAAGGCCUCGCUCUAUCCAAACCCGGGCGCAGCUCAGCCAGGUGUCUGACUUUGCCCGCCUACUUGGCACGCAGCUGGUCCAGUACCCAGACCUCAGCAUGCGGCACGGAGCCCCGUUCACCCUGCAGCACUACCUCAACCGGCAGGCAAUAAUGCUGCAUGGCCAGGAGGCACGCACCCUCAGACACACACCCAAGGUGGUGUACCUCCUGUGUGUGCAUCUGUCCUGCUUAGCCCUGGGUCUCCCUGCUCCUCCAGAGAUCCAGGCUGAGCUGGAGAAGAGGUCAGUACUGAGGACCUUGAACAGGACUGUUAGGGAGACACUGGUCUGCAAACAGUACUUGCCCUUACUGAGGGAGGGUCACAGGGGAGCGUGGGUGAGCUCGGGGUCGGUGUCCUCCUGGGACGAGCCAAUGGGAUUCUUGGAGAGGAAGAGAGAGGUGCUGUUGGACAGACGCAGCUACAGCGAAACUGACCUCAGCAGGAUCGCAGAUCUGGAGUUGAGUCCAUACUGCACCCCGGAACUUGUGAAUGAGAGACAGUGGUCUGUACAGAAUCUGAUACGCCUUGAUAUGAGACCUGUUAGUCCAUUGCUUGCAACACUUUCACCAGGCCAUCAGACCAGCAAUAAGGCCUCUCAUACACUCAAAAUUCCAAGAUCUUUUAUGACAAAGAACAACUGUGCUAAGAGGUCUAGACACCAAGUGAACAUGCCACUUCCCAAGUACAGCUCUAACAGUGAGUUUUGCCGAAAUCCACAUUAUCCUGGCUCAACCUCUGUCGCCCGUGCUGUUGCAAAGGCGAUGGCAGACCACGGUCUUCGUGGAGAAACCAUACUGCAAAGAUCGGAUCUGCUGCAGGAGGAACUGAACAGCAGCGACUGUGGCUGGGCUCUGCUCGUCACCGAGUCAGAUCCUCAGGUUCUCAGUUGUUUGUUAUGGACGUGGCUGGAAAAGUUGAGGGAACCUGUUCUGAGUCCAGAAGAUGUAACACGGUUGAGCUGUGGAGCAAACAUCAGGAAGUCUCUCAGUGUGCUCAAUAAGCCACAGAGACACACUAUCUACUGUCUACUGAGCUGUGUGAGCACAGUGACCAGCUUAUGUCCACACAGAGAGGACGCGGUGCUGCAACGACUGGCGCGAGCACUUACAAGGGAGGAGGUGGGAAGCAUUGCAGCUUUGAUGAAGGUCCUGAAGGCGAAUUUGAGAGAAACCUUCCACAACUCCACCUACCUCAGGAGGGCCUGCAGCACUAAUUCUGCCCUUUGAAGAGUAUAUAUCUUUAAGACAUUUUAUCCAAAAAGUAUUUCUUCUUUUGCACCUGAAUGUGGGCAGAUUCAGUUUUUUUAUUUAUUUUUAAUUACAUGUUCAGCUUCUUCAAACUAAAGGUCCUGGAAUUGUGCAUGCUCACUGUCACAUUUUUAUAGCUUGCUGGGACGCUUGAAGAGAAGGCAGCCAUGGUUAGUGUUAUUAGUAAGCACAGAAGCACUGGUUGAAUGUCUGCUAUGAUAGGAAGGCACAUUAGGCUUUAGUAUUUAGUUUAGGCCGUGGCUGGAUUUGGCUUCUGAAAACCCAGUGCCCAAAUCUCACUGAUAGGGUCCAAUUAUUUCUUCCCUUUACAAAACAUAUACAAGAGAGUACACACUAGAUGUUGAAUAAACACUUUUA
Molecule: messenger RNA, 2374 nt
Organism: Gasterosteus aculeatus aculeatus (three-spined stickleback)
Lineage: Eukaryota; Metazoa; Chordata; Actinopteri; Perciformes; Gasterosteidae
Source: RefSeq, a predicted model, not a curated record